Lotus japonicus is the source of this 958-nucleotide messenger RNA. RefSeq lists its product as uncharacterized. The coding region runs from base 100 to 687 and encodes 195 amino acids. Gene Ontology annotation, molecular function: cytoskeletal motor activity. Gene Ontology annotation, cellular component: myosin complex. The transcript has 4 exons. NCBI's taxonomy places the organism in Eukaryota, Viridiplantae, Streptophyta, Magnoliopsida, Fabales, Fabaceae. The record is from RefSeq and is a predicted model, not a curated record.
ACGCGCACCUCACCGAGUUGGCUCAUCUCAACUCACAACUCGUUACCCAUCUCCAUCAUCUCUCCAACCGCUUUCCAUUUCGAAACCGUCAAGUCAACAAUGUCGCGGCGGUUCCAGAUCGGCGGCGAUCCCACACCUCCGACCACCCAAGACGACGACGUUCACGGCGGCGAUGAUCCCUCUCAACCCGACGACGUUCAAGACAAGCUUCCCUGUAAAGGCGACCACCUCAACGUCCCUUCUCAUCCCUAUCUCACCAAGAUUUUGCACAAACAAGGGGAUCAGCAAGUUCUGUUUGCUGAUAAGGUUUUGAAGUUCACUGGUUCAGGGAAGAUGAAAACCCGCAUUCUGUUGAUUACGGAUUUCGCAAUGUACAUUGUUGACCCGGAGACUGAUUCGCUUAAACGGAGGAUUGCACUUGCUGCUGUUGAGAAGAUUUGUCUAAGUAAAUUGAGUGAUAAUUUUUUGGCUGUGAUUAUUCCGACGGAGUAUGAUUUGCUCAUCGCGAGCGCGCGGAAGAGUGAAAUCGUUGCCGCGUUUGUUGAAGCUACUAGGAAAGCUUCUGAUUAUGAACUCGAGGUGGUUUGUUCUAAUAGGUUUGAGUACAAUGCAGCGUCUGACUUGGUUAAGGAAAUUGAAUUUGAGGAAGUUGAAGGAGGUGUCAAAACAAGAAUUAUUAGGCAAUGAACUUCAUAUUGAAUUUUUGUGAUGGUUUCUGUAAACUUGGUAGGAGAUACGUGCAGGAAGCGAUUUUUUUUAUUGAUUAUGUGGGAAGAGUUCUUUUGGGCAUAGCUUUUCAUUUCGUAGGGUUUAAUUACACUGUUAUUCCGAUAUUAGAACUUCUACAGUUUUCACCUUGAAACAAGAUUCAGCUGGAUGUAUGUCUUGUAUGAUAUGGAAUUAAAUCCAAGUUUUGGAUCUAAUACGAAAGUUGUGAUAUUUUAUAUUUCGUGUACAA